Solanum verrucosum is the source of this 2805-nucleotide messenger RNA. RefSeq lists its product as uncharacterized. Bases 1 to 2805 code for a protein of 934 amino acids. Lineage: Eukaryota; Viridiplantae; Streptophyta; Magnoliopsida; Solanales; Solanaceae. The record is from RefSeq and is a predicted model, not a curated record. The transcript has 3 exons.
AUGGCCAAUUUGGCCGGUGGACAACCUCCUUUGGAGGUUGUUCCGCUAGUUCAUGUUCUGUCAAACAAACUGCUGACUGGUGAGAUGUCAUAUGCAACCACUUUACAACCUACGAUGACAACUCGCGCUCCUGUACCAAUAAAACCCUCGUCUCUUCUACAUGGGGAACCAAAGGUUAUUUGGGAGGAAGAAAAGGUAUGUCAGAUGAUUGUUAAUGAAGAUUUGGAAUAUGCAGUUGUUGGGAAAUUUUCCUAUAGAUGGCCAGACAUACAGGAAUUAAGGAAAAUUAUUCCGAAACAGUGUGAAUUAAAAGGAGACGUCAAUAUUGGUCUAUUGUGUAAUCGAUACGUACUCAUAUGGGCCUCAAGGAUGGAGGAUUAUGUGAAUCUGCUCUCUAAACCUAUUUUCUACAUUGCCCAUAGAAAUUGGUAUUAUCCAAUGAGGACAUUUAAAUGGGAUCCUUUCUUUGAUCCAUUGGAGGAAAUGUCGAUCGCAGUUGCAUGGAUUUCACUGCCAGUACUGCCUCCCAAUUUCUUUGGAAAAGAAACGAUCUUUUUGAUUGCUGCUGCAGUGGGUAAACCUUUACAAGUGGAUACGGCUACUAGCAACAAGACUAGGCCUAGCUGUGCUAGAGUCAAGGUGGAAGUUGAUCUAAUGGGUGAAUUCCUAAAGCGGGUUAACGUUGGUAUUAAAAAGAAGUCUGGGGAAAUAGUUGCUAAGUGGGUCACCAUAAGGUAUGAUUAUCUGCCCAAGUACUGCAAAAAUUGUAAAUUGCAGGGUCAUAAUGAGAAGGAGUGCUUUGUUUUGCAUCCUGAACUAUACCCUAAAGAAGAAGACGUGAGUGAAAAGGAAGCCACCGCAAAAGAGAAGAUGAAGAAAGAUGGGGGCCAGAGAUGGAAUCAUAAGGAGAAAGCGAAGGAGGAAACUAAUGUUAUUUUAGGCAACAAAUUUGAUGCAUUAACUGAAGAAGAAGGGAAAGAGGAAUCAAAGCAACAACAAAAUGAAAGGGAUACAACAUCAAUGAAUAGUGAAGGGAAGGAUGUAAUGAGUAAAGGGCUUGGUAAAACAAAGAAAUGGGUAGAAGAGAUUUUUGGGGCACAGAGAGAAGAGGGGGAAUUGCCUGUCAAAAGCAACAAAAUAGAGGGAGCCACAAUAGAAAGAGAAGACUCUGUAAAAGAGUCUAUGCAGAAAAAUGACAAAACAGGGGAGGCAAGUAUAAAGAUAAUUAGCAAGGAUACUGAUACACAAGAAAAAAAUAAUAUGGAGGAAGUCAAAGGGAAGAAAGAAGUGAGCAGCAAAGAUGAUAAAUCAGAACAAAUAAAUGUGGAGGAGAAGCCACCAAACCCUCCAAAUGCAGAUCACACUAACUUGGAGGGAGAGGGAUCAUCUACAAAUAAGACAGACGAGAGUACUAAUGAAGAAUGGGAACUAGUUUCUUUGAGGCAAAUGCAAGAAGAACCUGAUAAAACAUUUGAAAACAGGGAUGAAGAAAAGGAUGAGAACAUCAUGGAGAAUAUUGCUGAAGUGUCAAAAGAUGGUGACCUUUCACCAAGGCAUAUCAAGGAAUUGAGAACGGGAAGGAAGAUCAAUAAACCUGAAGAUCAGUCAGCACUCAAAAUUCUUUUGAUAGUGAUUGAUCUAAAUAAGAGAAAUAAAUUAUCGUAUAUUGCUCUUUUAGAACCUUUCAAAGGGCCUCAUGAGUUAGAAAAUUAUAGAAGGAGAUUGGGUAUGGCGAAUGCAAUGGCUAAUCUAUCUUCUAAAAUUUGGGUUUUCUGGAAUGAUGAAUGGGUUGGAAAUGUCUUGAGUGAUAGUCAUCAACAACUUUCGAUUAUCUUCAAAAAUCAGGUUUUGCAAAAGGAGAUCUGUGUCACUGCUGUGUAUGCAAGGUGUAAUGCGCUGGAUCGAUUAGAAUUAUGGGACGAACUGGAAAAUAUUAGCAUCAACAGUGACAUUUCAUGGAUUGUGGGAGGAGAUUUUAAUGUUGUUUUGGAUGCAUCAGAAAAACUGGGUGGCUUGCCAGUCACCAAUAUUGAAACAGUGGAUUUUGCCCAUUGUGUCAAUGUUUGUGCUUUAAAUGAAAUAAAGUACACAGGAAGCAGCUACACGUGGUGGAAUGGGAGAAUAGAAGAUGAAUGCAUUUUUAAAAGAUUAGACAGGGUUUUUGGUAACUUGGUUUUUUUGCAACAAUUCCCAGUGUCAGAGGUACAACACUUAGUCAGAGAAGGGUUAGACCAUGCACCUUUAUUAUUGCAAUGUAACUCAAACAAUGAAAGGGUCAGCAAGCCUUUUAGAUUCCUGAAUUUUUGGGUCAAACAUGGUGAAUUCUUGCGAGUGGUGAGGGAGAAUUGGGAAAUGGAUAUACAAGGUGGGCCGUUUUAUAUUGUGAAAGAACAAAUGAAUAGGCUAAAGAGGGUGCUUAGCAAGUGGAGCAAGGAAUCAUAUGGAGACAUCUUUCAAAAAGUAUCCACACUUGAAGAUGUGAUUAAGGUAAAGGAAGUGCAGCUGGAAGUACAUUGUUCAGAUGAAAACAUGAGAGACUUAAACAAGGCAGAAGAGGAGUUGCAGAAAUUUUAUCAGCUGGAAGAGGAUUUUUGGAAACAAAAAUCAGGUAUGAAAUGGUUUAAUGAUGACGACAGGAACACGAAAUUCUUUCAUUCAUACGUGAAAGGCAGAAGGAGGAGGCUGAUUAUAAAUGAAAUAGAGGAUGAAAAUGAAGCUAUACUGAGGGAGGAUAAAAGCAUAGGUGAGGAAGCUAUGAAAGUCUUUGAGGAUCAAUUUGCAGCUGGAGCAGUUAGUGACGAUUAG